Fundulus heteroclitus (mummichog) is the source of this 3573-nucleotide messenger RNA. RefSeq names its product DNA topoisomerase I, like (gene top1a). Gene Ontology annotation, biological process: DNA topological change; DNA replication; chromosome segregation. The record is from RefSeq and is a predicted model, not a curated record. The transcript has 21 exons. Gene Ontology annotation, cellular component: chromosome; nucleolus. Gene Ontology annotation, molecular function: DNA topoisomerase type I (single strand cut, ATP-independent) activity; DNA binding. Lineage: Eukaryota; Metazoa; Chordata; Actinopteri; Cyprinodontiformes; Fundulidae. The coding region runs from base 119 to 2377 and encodes 752 amino acids.
GGGACUUCUUACACAAUCGCGUCUUUUCUUCAUUCUGCCUGUAUCUAAGCUUGUGUGCAGUUAUCCACGCGUUUCUCACUUUUUAAUUUAGUUUUUUUAGUAGUACAAGGCCUAGGAAAUGAGUGGGGACCACUCCCAUAACGAGGACCAGAUUGACUAUGCCUCUCGGGUCAAUGACUCCCAUAAGCAAAAAGACAAGUACAAAGAAUAUAAACAUAAGGAACACAAGAAGGACAAGGAACGGGAGAAGUCGAAGCAUGGCAACAGCGACCACAAGGACCUGGAGAAAAAAUACAAGGACAAGGAAAAAGAGAAAAUGAAGCACAAAGAUGGCAGCACAGACAAACACAAAGACAAGCACAAGGAAAAGAGGAAAGAGGAGAAGAUGAAGUCCCUUGAUGGUAAAAUCAAGAAAGAGAAAGAAAACGGCUUUGCCAGCCCACCACAUGUGAAGUCUGAGCCAGAGAAUGAUUACCACUCUCCCAAAUAUGAGAAAUCUUUAAAAAGAGAGCGAGAUGAUGAUUAUGAAGCUGAAUUCAAGCCCAAAAAGAUAAAGACUGAAAACGAUAAGAAGGCCAAGAAAAGGAAACAAGAGGAUGAGGACAUAAAGUCCAAAAAAACAAAAAGUAAAAAAGGAGAAGCGGCUGAUGGGAAGAAGAAAGCAAAGCAAGAACCAGAGCAGAAGUGGAAAUGGUGGGAGGAGGAGAGAUACACAGACGGAGUAAAAUGGAAGUUCCUCGAACACAAAGGGCCGGUGUUUGCUCCGCCCUAUGAACCCCUGCCUAGUAAUGUCAAAUUUUAUUAUGAUGGUAAACACAUGAAGCUGAGCCCAGAAGCAGAGGAAGUGGCUACAUUCUUCGCCAAAAUGUUGGACCACGAGUACACCACCAAGGACAUCUUCCGCAAAAAUUUCUUUAAGGAUUGGAGAAAGGAAAUGACCGCUGAAGAGAAAUCCAUCAUCACAGACCUGAAGAAGUGCAACUUCACAGAGAUGAGCGAGUACUUUAAGGCUCAGUCUGAGGCCAGGAAAGCCAUGACAAAAGAACAAAAACAGAAAAUAAAAGCAGAGAAUGAGCGGCUUCUGCAGGAGUACGGCUUCUGCAUAAUGGACAACCACAAAGAGCGCAUUGCAAACUUCCGCAUCGAGCCGCCCGGCCUGUUUCGUGGUCGGGGAGACCAUCCAAAAAUGGGAAUGCUUAAACGGCGCAUCAGGCCUCAGGAUAUCAUCAUCAACUGCAGCAAGGACUCCAAGUACCCCACGCCUCCUCCUGGCACCAAGUGGAAAGAAGUUCGCCACGACAACAAGGUGACGUGGCUGGUUUCGUGGACGGAGAACAUUCAAGGCUCCAUCAAGUACAUCAUGCUGAACCCCAGCUCCAGAAUCAAGGGAGAGAAAGAUUGGCAGAAGUAUGAAACGGCUCGUCGGCUGAAGAAGUGCGUGGACCGCCUGAGAGCGCAGUACCGCGAAGACUGGAAGUCCAAGGAGAUGAGGAUCAGACAAAGGGCCGUGGCGCUGUACUUCAUUGACAAGCUGGCUCUGAGAGCAGGCAACGAGAAGGAAGAAGGAGAGACGGCCGACACGGUGGGCUGCUGCUCGCUGAGAGUGGAACAUCUCAAACUGUACCCAGAAAACGAAGGUCAGGAGUUUGUGGUGGAGUUCGACUUCCUGGGUAAAGACUCCAUCCGCUACUACAACAGAGUCCCUGUGGAGAAAAGGGUGUUCAAGAACCUUCAGUUGUUCAUGGAAAACAAAGAACCCGAUGAUGACCUGUUUGAUCGUCUAAACACUUCAAUCCUGAACAAGCAUCUUCAGGAGCUGAUGGACGGUCUCACAGCGAAAGUUUUCCGUACAUACAACGCUUCCAUCACCCUGCAGCAACAGCUGAAGGAGCUCACUACUGCGGACGACAACAUCCCAGCGAAGAUCCUGUCCUACAACAGAGCCAACAGGGCUGUGGCCAUCCUGUGUAACCAUCAGAGAGCUCCCCCAAAGACGUUUGAGAAGUCUAUGCAGAACCUGCAGGCUAAGAUCGAUGCCAAGAAAGAUCAGCUUUCUGAUGCCAAGAGAGAACUGAAGAGCGCCAAGGCUGACGCCAAAGUACGAAGAGAUGAAAAAUCCAAAAAGGCUGUAGAAACCAAGAGAAAGGCUGUUCAGAGGAUAGAGGAGCAGCUGAUGAAGCUGGAGGUCCAGGCAACCGACCGAGAGGAGAACAAGCAGAUCGCCCUGGGCACGUCCAAACUCAACUAUUUGGACCCAAGAAUCUCUGUGGCUUGGUGUAAGAAAUGGGGCGUCCCCAUCGAGAAGAUCUACAAUAAAACCCAGCGUGAGAAGUUUGCCUGGGCUAUUGACAUGGCUGAUGAAGACUAUGAAUUUUAAAUCCGUUUAUUUAUCUACGAUGGACUUUUUUUAUUGACUUGUGGGUUUUUUUUUUUUUUUUUAGCCUUCAUAAUUUUUUUGCUCUAUGGCCAGAACCUACAAGGAGUUUUAAAGCUUAUGCAGGGAAAAAUGGAAGAAACGAGGCCAUUUGGACAGAUUUCUGUGGACAGUCUGAAGCACCCGAUCCGCCGUCAGGUAACAAGACUGAACUGUGUCCACGACGGAGAGUCCAGGCGUAGUCGCAGCCGUCUCCAGGCUCCGUGACUUUCCCUCUGUCCCUCCUCAGGGACGCCGCUUUGAAUCCUGUGGUCCUAUCGCUACCGUGUUACGCAAAAAACAACAAAAAAAAAAAACAACCCAAAUGCUUUGUACCAUUUUAUUUUUUUUUGUUCACUCACUCUGUAUUUUAGCCCUCCGAUGUAUUAUUGAAUUCUAUAUUUUGUUAGAGAAAGUAAAAUGAAAAGAAAUCCUUAACUGCACCCACACGCCUUCAGAAAAAAAAAAGAAAAAGAAACGUGAGCGUGUGCGCGCGCGUGUGCCUGUUUGUGUGUAUCUGAGGCCGGCUGGGUGAAUCUUUUAAACUGGACUGUGUUGAAAAUGCUGAGAGAAAGUGAGGUCGUCUGAGCAGGCAAAGGGGAAAUAUUGCAACCAUGUCAAUAUUUACUUAAGCGAGCAGAAUGUGAAUAUAUUAUUUUACAGUUUCUAUCAGGGACUUUUCUGUUACUUCACUGUAAAUGUGAACCCAUCGUUUUAUUUUAUUUCCCUCUGUGUUGCAAGCGUCCUCUCAAUCUCUACAUCAAAUCUGUUUUUUUUUUUUUUUAAAGGUAGUUUAGCAGUUCAAAGGAAACCUUCACAUCUCUUACUUGAACACCAUGGGUUAAAAAGCCCCCGUGGGGGCUCUAACGAUGUCAACUCUGCCAAAAUAAAAAUCAUAAAAACAAAUUGGGGGGGAAAAAGUCACCAAGCUGUUAGCGAGCAGGCAAGUUUUAAUUGUGUGAUUUUUAAGAAUGUUGUAACAUUUAAUGUGAAAUAUGAUUUUAUUCCACUGUCCCACUUAUGAUAGGAAAGUUGAUGGAAGCUGCUGUAAAGUCAACAUCCUAUUCCUGUUUUACCUUUUGUCAUAGCCUUUGAUUAUGUUUUUUGAAUUUUAAACUCAUUGUAGGUUGGAAAAAAAUAAAUAAAAUCCUACAAGUUAA